Messenger RNA from Dunckerocampus dactyliophorus (ringed pipefish), 1179 nucleotides. It is a transcript of the gene rmi2, whose product is annotated as RecQ mediated genome instability 2. Lineage: Eukaryota; Metazoa; Chordata; Actinopteri; Syngnathiformes; Syngnathidae. Bases 121 to 573 code for a protein of 150 amino acids. Gene Ontology annotation, cellular component: cytosol; nuclear speck. The transcript has 2 exons. Gene Ontology annotation, biological process: negative regulation of double-strand break repair via homologous recombination; DNA repair; regulation of sister chromatid segregation. The record is from RefSeq and is a predicted model, not a curated record.
ACUUCCGCUGUGCUUUUAUUUCGAAAGAGCCUAACCGGCAAUGACGUUAACGGAAGCCCAUCGUGACGCGGGAAGUGGAAGGUUUACGUUUAUGUAGCUGAAAUUGACAUGUGAUUUAAAAUGGACAAACCGGAUAAAGCAGCCGGCGACAGAAAGCGUCCACCACCAGUGAAGGUACUCGCCGGCCAGUUGAGAACAGCAACGGAGGGCCUAGGGAGCCCCGGCGAGCCGAGCGGAGGCGGCUGGGUCGUCAGGCUGACACGGGCUCGUUUUCUGUCGGUGUCGCUGGUGUGGAUGCAGGGCACGGUGCUGGAAGUCCAGCUGGAGCUCGACAGCGUGCUGCUCAUGGACGAGACGGGCACGUUCGCCGUUCAAGGCGUUAAUAGCAUCCCCAAAGGGAAGCCAUGUUUGUCCUCAGGUAAAUAUGUGAUGGUGAUGGGUGCCGUCCAGGCCGUCUCCCCAGAGCCCGUCAUCCGCGCCGUGAAGAUGGCCGAUCUCUCCGAGCAGGCUGACCUUCACAGGAAGAUGUGGAAGCUGGAAGUGGAGGACCUGCAGCAGGUGUUGGUGCCGUGACAAUAGCGCUCGUCUCAUUAGGGUCACGUUUGAGCUGGAUGGAACCUAUCUAAGCUGACUUUGGGUAGGGUAUACACCUUGGACUGGUUGCCAGUUAAUCACAGGACACAUACAAACGUUCACACCUGAGGACAAUUUAGCCUCCAGUUAUCCAAAACUGCUUGUUUUGGUGAUGUGGGAGGAAGUAACUGGAGACCAGCAUGGGGAGAACAUGCAAAUUCCGCAGAGAUGUUCUAAUGAAGAUGACAACCUACAUCUCCGACUGUAUGUGUAUGUGACUGUAUACUAUGCAGACCUACAUGCAUUCUACAGUGCUUUUUUUUUUUCGGUUGUUAAGGAAAAAACACAAACAUACCUUUUUUAUAUGUACUCAAAAAAAACUUUAUUUGGUGUGGUGCUGGUUAUACUGGUAAUAUGAGACAGUUGUUACGUGAUGUUGAUGGAUUAAAACAAAAUGUCAAAUAAGCUUUCUCUGUCCGCGUGUAAUUAGUAAAAAGGUCAAACAUAAAAGUCAUCAACAUAUGAAAAGAAACUGAAGGUGAACUGAGUGGAACGCGUCUGGUCGGGGCUCUGGUUCCAUCGCCCAUUUCAGAUGUCCUACCGAGC